Daphnia magna is the source of this 1792-nucleotide messenger RNA. RefSeq lists its product as uncharacterized. The record is from RefSeq and is a predicted model, not a curated record. The coding region runs from base 734 to 1792 and encodes 352 amino acids. The transcript has a single exon. Lineage: Eukaryota; Metazoa; Arthropoda; Branchiopoda; Diplostraca; Daphniidae.
UAAACGCUAUCAAGCGACGGACACAAACAUCGCAAGCCUGAAGUUGAUUUUCAUUGCUUCGUUCUUCGUAAAUAAGACACUUAAAAAUCGUAAAACGUGACUAAGGAAUCUGCCAUUAUGUCAACUUUCCAAAAACACCAAUUCGGGACCAGCUCCACGACAACCGGCCCCACCUGCUGCGGCUGAACUGCCCCCUACCUGUGUUGAAUCUGUGUUAAAUCCCUAUUACAGCAAUCGCCAUCUAUCAUCUAUUAAGAAACACAUUCGGCAAACCUAAAGUUCGGUUUCAUUACUUCAAUCCUUCGUAAAUAAGAUACCUAAAAAUCAAGAAAAAUUACGUGGGAAUCUGCCAUUAUAUCAAACCGGCAAAAUGUGUCAAACAUUUCUGAGCCACUCCAAAACCUGUGUUAAAUCCCUAUUAACGCCAUCUACUCCGACCUAUUACAACUAAAGCCAUCUAUUGAGAGAAAUAUCGUUAAAAACGGGGUCGGUGGUGUACUAUCGGAACAUUGAAAGUAAUGAGAAGAUGACCCAUCUCUUUGGACAAUGGAUAAAUAGCAUAUUAUUUCUGUUUCAUUGUUUUUAAUUUCAACUGAAAUUUGUCGAUUUUAUUCCGUUUAAACGAAACGUCAAUCAUUCACUGACACCAGGGCAUAUUUUCAAUACGAACUAAACGAAUUGUAACGCCAACCCGUCUUGCCAAUCAAAGCUUCACAUCUGUUUUCUACAUGAAAUGACACUGCCGUUGAAAAUAAAAUCCAGCGUUUUAAAUCCCCCCCAAAAAAUGUCUUCACCAAAUACAAAGACCAACUUGGGAAAUGGCCGUUGUAAGAACCAGUUUCUUUUCUCCGUUUUCGUUGUUAUCGGAUUAAUUUUAAUGGCGGCAUCCGGACUGGUGGUUUACUACGUGUUCUGUGUUCCAGCCCAACCGUUCACCGACAAUGCUGUAAUGGAUAACAAGGUCGAUGUUAGCGUUGUUUGCCCCCCACCAGUUGCUCCAACCAACUGCCCUGCCCCACCUGAUAAUUUACCUCUUUGCAAUUUCGCACCGACUUGUCCGCCCAUACCGGCCGUCCCUUGCGCCAGCGUUCCAGCUCAGGCAUGUCGACCAUGUCCAACUCAUCCGCCGUGCACUGCGUGGAAUUGCCAGCCGGUCACGUGUCCAACUGCGGCUCCGAAUCGCGUCCCAAACAUCAUUGGCAAUUUAUCGUCGUACGAGAUGACCAACACUAAAGCCAUCGAUUUGAUUCGACGCUAUCCACCGAACUCGUACGAACGCCUACAAGUGGCCGUUCAACUCAUGGGUUUCAGCAUCGAAUGGUGGGUCAAUACGCUAACGGUGCGCAAUUGCCGUUUCGACAAGAGACGGGUCUGCACGUUUUGCAAGGAUCGCUAUCGGUACCUGCGCUGCAUUGUGGAAAACGAACUCGAUUCCAACAGAUACACGGACAGGGAAUCCGGUAAUGCCAACAGGAUUUACAUGUUCCAUGACCGCGACGGUCGCGAUUGGUUCCCGCCCAACUUCCGCCAUCGUGUGGAUCAUUCGACUAAGAAUGAGGCGUACACAGACAAGCAGGAUCCGAAUUACGAUGUGACGUACGGCAUGGAGACUGACACGUAUGAGCAUUUUUUCAAAACGCAAAAGGCGCUCAGCUUUUGGAUUGAUAGGCCGGGCACGCCCAACAGGAGGCACUGCACACCUUGCGACGGGAACGAUUCGAUGGAGCACGUCAAAUGCACGACGUAUGCACAUUUUGAUUGGGCUUUGGACUGGUGGCCACCGCAUCAGUAG